UAAACAAACGAGAACAAAACCUUGCAAUAAAGUAAAUAACAAAGCAUAAUGUGCGAAAAGUUAGCAAACAGAUGUCUAAGCAGAAAAUGGAGAUUUGUAUAUAAUUCUCUGGUUUAAGUGAUAAGGAAUAAGCCGAUAAAGCGAACGCCACGACAUGAAUACAGCACUGAGUAGCCGACAGCUUUUUCAAAGCAUUUGGCAAACUCAUCGCGCUUUGAAGAUGAGCGCACAGCAAAUUUCCGCCUCAGCGUCGCUCCACAAGCCAGUAGAAACCAGUGAAGGCAUGAAGCCAAUACUUUAUUCGUACUGGCACAGUUCCUGCUCGUGGCGGGUCCGCACAGUACUCCACUGGAAAAAUAUUCCAUAUGAGACGCGAGCUGUCAACUUACUUAAGCCGGAAAGCGGACAACAUUCUGCCGAGUAUCUUGCGAUUAAUCCUACGGCACAUGUGCCAACACUAUUUAUAGAUGGAAAGAACCUCAUUGAGUCCAUUGCCAUUUUACAUUAUUUGGAGGAGACGCGUCCGCUGCCAGCACUGUUGCCGCAAGAUGCAUACGAACGUGCUAAGGUCCGUGAGAUUGUGGAAAUCAUAGCCUCAGGCAUACAGCCGUUACAAAAUCGGAAAGUGCAGAAGCGUGUUGAGCACGAUAAACGACUGGAGUGGGUUCAACAUUGGGUCAAUAGCGGUUUUCGCGCUCUGGAAGAAAAGCUCUCCACCACGGCGGGCAAAUAUUGUGUGGGUGAUGAGGUUUCAAUGGCUGAUUGCUGUCUGCUGCCCCAAGUUUUUAAUGCCAGAAACUCUCAGGUUGAUAUGCGACAAUAUCCGAUUAUUUCACGUAUCGAAAGUGAAUUGAAAAUGAUAACCGCCUUUAUAGCUGCUCAUCCACACAAUCAGCCGGACUGUCCAACGGAAUUAUCUGGGAAAUAAACUUUUAUAAAGUCAAAGAUAAAAAUACUUUACAAAAAACUACAACCAGAACGAUGAAUUAAAUGUUUUUAAAGUUAAUAAAAUAAUACGCAUUCGCAGAA
Bactrocera dorsalis (oriental fruit fly) is the source of this 1029-nucleotide messenger RNA. RefSeq names its product probable maleylacetoacetate isomerase 2. Gene Ontology annotation, molecular function: glutathione transferase activity; maleylacetoacetate isomerase activity. The record is from RefSeq and is a predicted model, not a curated record. Bases 155 to 928 code for a protein of 257 amino acids. NCBI's taxonomy places the organism in Eukaryota, Metazoa, Arthropoda, Insecta, Diptera, Tephritidae. Gene Ontology annotation, cellular component: mitochondrion; cytoplasm. Gene Ontology annotation, biological process: glutathione metabolic process; L-phenylalanine catabolic process. The transcript is spliced from 4 exons.